Balaenoptera ricei (Rice's whale) is the source of this 1954-nucleotide messenger RNA. It is a transcript of the gene RFC4, whose product is annotated as replication factor C subunit 4. Gene Ontology annotation, molecular function: ATP binding; DNA binding; ATP hydrolysis activity. The transcript has 12 exons. Gene Ontology annotation, cellular component: DNA replication factor C complex; nucleus. The coding region runs from base 810 to 1904 and encodes 364 amino acids. Gene Ontology annotation, biological process: DNA-templated DNA replication; DNA repair. The record is from RefSeq and is a predicted model, not a curated record. NCBI's taxonomy places the organism in Eukaryota, Metazoa, Chordata, Mammalia, Artiodactyla, Balaenopteridae.
GCGGAGCGGAAGGAGCCUGCAGUUGCGGUGGGGGGGGCAUAGUAUCUCCGGGAGCAGGCAGCCCGCAAGAGGGAGCUCCCGACCUGCCGCCCAGAGGCUCCCGCCAAGCUGCGUUCGGGGCCCGGGGUCCUCCCGGAGCAGGGCAGGGAGGGCUGUGCGAGCACGACGGGGAGCAGCCGGGCGGCCGCUUCCUGGAGGCCUCCGGAGACCCCGCCGGACGACGCAGGGGCGAAGCCUGGUUUAAUUCCUGCUCCUGGGACGUGGUGGGGUGAGCGGAGGGAGCGUGGAGGAGAAAGUGGCCCUGGGAGGCGCCCCCCACCGCCCUCCUCCAGAUGUGACCGCGGGGCAUCCGCAGUAACCCCCAGAGACGCCCCUUUAGGGCGGUCAUCCAGCGUGGGUCCCCUUAGACCAGGAGCAGACAGUGAGGACGGAGGGAUGGCGGUCUUGCUGGAAGGCUCUUAGGGAGGAACAGAGCAGGAGCAGUUGCGCCCUUGACCACCCCCUGCGUGAAUAGAAGAGCUGCGUCUCCAGGGGCCGUGGCCUCAGUGCCCCAGGCAAUGCCGGGUGCCAGGGACCCCAGAGCCGCCCGCUGGGAGGAGCCCGGGGUGGUAGUGGGGCGGGUGGCAACGUGGGAACUGAAAGACGUGAGGACGAGUUCCAGCCAUUCCUCGAGAUGGCAGAACGAAACCACUCUGGAUCCUGCUGGUUGGGAGGCAGCUCUUCCUGCACAGAUUUUAAAUGGUUAAACUAUGUUUUGGUUCCUUCCAGAUUUUUCUUUUGUCUAAUGGAAAAGGAAGGGUGAAGUAACCAUGCAGGCAUUUCUAAAAGGCACAUCUAUCAGCAGUAAACCACCAUUGACUAAGGAUCGAGGAGUAGCCGCCACUGCCAGAAGUAGUGGAGAGAACAAGAAAGCCAAACCUGUUCCGUGGGUGGAAAAAUAUCGGCCAAAAUAUGUGGAUGAAGUUGCUUUCCAGGAAGAAGUGGUUGCAGUGCUAAAAAAGUCUUUAGAAGGAGCUGAUCUCCCUAAUCUCUUGUUUUACGGGCCACCUGGAACUGGAAAAACAUCCACUAUUUUGGCAGCAGCUAGGGAACUCUUUGGGCCUGAACUUUUUCGAUUAAGAGUUCUUGAGUUAAAUGCAUCUGAUGAACGUGGAAUACAAGUAGUUAGAGAGAAAGUGAAGAAUUUUGCCCAGUUAACUGUGACAGGAAGCCGUUCAGACGGGAAGCCAUGUCCUCCUUUUAAAAUUGUGAUCCUGGAUGAAGCAGAUUCUAUGACCUCAGCUGCUCAGGCAGCUUUAAGACGUACCAUGGAGAAAGAGUCUAAAACCACCCGAUUCUGUCUCAUCUGUAACUACGUCAGUCGAAUAAUUGAACCUCUGACCUCUAGAUGUUCUAAAUUCCGCUUCAAACCUCUGUCAGAUAAAGUUCAACAGCAGCGAUUACUAGACAUCGCUGAUAAAGAACAUAUCAAAAUCAGCAAUGAGGGACUAGCUCAUCUUGUUAAAGUGUCAGAAGGAGACUUAAGGAAAGCCAUUACAUUUCUUCAAAGUGCUACUCGAUUAACAGGUGGAAAGGAGGUCACAGGAAAGGUGAUCACAGACAUUGCUGGGGUAAUACCAGCUGAAACAAUUGAUGGAGUAUUUGCUGCAUGUCAGAGUGGCUCUUUUGACAAACUAGAAGCUGUGGUAAAGGACUUAAUAGAUGAGGGUCAUGCAGCAACUCAGCUUGUAAAUCAACUUCAUGAUGGGGUUGUAGAAAAUGAUAACCUUUCUGAUAAACAGAAGUCUGUUAUUACAGAAAAACUUGCUGAAGUUGAUAAAUGCUUAGCAGAUGGUGCUGAUGAACAUCUACAGCUGAUCGGCCUCUGUGCAACUGUCAUGCAGCAGUUAACUCAGAACUGUUAAAAUAUAUUCAGUAUGUAUUUUUGUGAACAAUUUAAAAUAAAAUGACUAAA